UUGAAGGCGGUGGACGUCUAGUGUCGACGCCUGGUGUUAGACGCGCGCGAGUGAGUGUUUCGACGUUCUGAAUUCACAGUGAAUUAAUGGAACAAUAAUUGCAGUCUCGGCUCCUUCUUCAAGGUACGAAACGGCUGCACAGGAUUUCAUUGUGUACAUGACCCUGGGCAUGGAACUGCGCGGAAGAAGGAGCUAAGGCUUCAUAAUCACCGUGAUUUGAGCGAUGUUGGAAAACAAGCGAAAUUAUAUCUUUAUUAGCAAAUAAGCUUUCAUAAUUAUCGACCGAAUGAAGUCAGACAUUCCAGAAAUCUUUCACAAAGCCAUCAUAUGUUAUUCUUAACGCUCCGUGUUCAAGAAUCGAACAUCAGACAUUAGAUCGUUUGUGUUGUUGUUAUAAACACAAUACUGAGGGGAAAACCAGACAGGAAGACAAACUAUCACAUUCACAAUUUCCCUUCCGAUGAAGAAUCAUAUCCGGCCAUGUGAUAAUGAAACACUUAACAAAUUAGUUUAAUGUGACUUUAAAGAGAAAGCUACAGCAGUAGCUUCAGUAGGUAGCAAAGAAGAAAGCGCAUACGACACAGAAGAAAUUCUACAGGGUGGAGGAAAAUAUUGACCGCCAUGAGAGAGGAUUAUUUCACGCCGUUCAUGUUUAUCGCCCUGUUAUGCCUAGCAGCGCUGUUGCCUCAAGGUGUGCUGAGUUUGAAGCUGCUGCGAAUUGUCGUGCCUCCGUACACAUAUCAGGGAGAGAAGGCACUGCUACAGUGUCAAUACGAACUGGAGAAUGACCGCCUCUACUCUGUCACGUGGUAUAAGGACCACGAAGAAUUCUAUCGAUAUGUACCCAAGUCACACCCACCACAGCACAGUUACCCACUCGAGGGCAUCAAAGUCGAUCAUCACCAGUCCGACGGACAGCAAGUUCUCUUGAAAAACGUGAACCUCAAAGCCAGCGGCAAGUACAGAUGUGAGGUUUCCGCUGAGGCACCAUCAUUCACGUCGGUACACGGCGAAGGACGAAUGGAGGUUGUCGCUCUUCCGAAAGAGGGCCCGCAGAUCACGGGCGAGGAGGGGAUGUACCAGGUCGGUGACGUCAUCAGUCUCAACUGUACGUCCGGAAAGUCAUAUCCGCCCGCGAGACUUCGAUGGUACAUCAACGGGAGACCGGUUGUUCCUGACUACAACGCGGUGGUACAACAGCACGGCCUGGUCACGUCUGUGGUGGGUCUGAGGUUCGAAGUCAGGCCGCACCAUUUCUCUUCAGGUCACAUGCAAAUCCGUUGCGUGGCCACCAUCUCCACGGAUCUGGAGCAAUCAGACCCCCCUGACCGCGCCCCACUCCUCGAGGACAACAGAGAGACCCUCCUGCUAGUUAAAGGUGGAGCUGGUAGGUGGCGAUGCUGUACUGUCACCACGCUACUGCUGACAUCUAUCGCAACUUGGCUCAUCACAUGAUGUGGAAUUUUAAAAGUUUAACAAUUGCCAUCUGUGAACCAAUAUCCGUUUUAAAUACGGAAAAAAAAGUUUAAAACUGCAAGUAUGGCGUUCUUACUUCUUAAAACGCGAAGGAACUGCUGUGUUUUUAUGAAUAUCACUUAGAAGUGAGUGGAUAUUGCGAUUUCAUGAUUGAGAAAAACAAUUUAAUGGACGUUUCGUACACAGAAACAAACGACUGUAAGAAUGAAAGCGAAAUAAUGUUUAAUGCAUAAUGAAAAGUUAUUAAUGAGUGAACAUCUCAGAUAUAAAAGUUAGUGAAUAUAUCAGACAUUAAUUAGAAAUACAUAAACAAACUUACUUUUACACUGACUGAAAAAUAACUUGUGAAACUGUACAGAUGUGAUACCACGCGUAUUUAUGAUUAUAAAAAAAGGAUGGUCUCAUGUUAUUACUUGGCGACUGGACACUUCGACGUGCAGACACUCUUCGCUUUACGUAAUUUCUCUCAUAAGGACUUCAGUCAUUUCGCCUUACACUCUGCUCUGGUGCACAACUUUCUUAAAAAUUUAGUAAUUUUAUUGUUAUUAUUAUAGCAUAAUAUAAUAAGUUUCCUACGAUCGUAUGUUUUCAUUUCUGGAAUUAAAAUGGAAUAUUUCUUUUGUUUUGUUUUUUUUUAUUUUAUGGUCGUUCGGGAAAUUAACACCGAAUUAUAACGCUAUGAUAAGCAGAUAUUCGUAAGAGCUAGGACUGUCUGUACUCUCAUGUGAUGGUUGAACCCAUUUGUGUACUUUAUACUGUUAAAAGAUGUUGUGCUUUAUUUCAGAAGACCUUUAUUACUCUACGUAUGGUUUGUAUCAUUUAAAAGACACAAGUUUUCUAUCUUGAGCUGAGAAUAUUAAUAUACACAUCACAUCCGUUUCAACUUCCUUGUAAAUAGUAAAAAC
This is a messenger RNA of Cryptotermes secundus, 2381 nucleotides long. RefSeq names its product cell adhesion molecule 3. The record is from RefSeq and is a predicted model, not a curated record. The transcript has 7 exons. NCBI's taxonomy places the organism in Eukaryota, Metazoa, Arthropoda, Insecta, Blattodea, Kalotermitidae. The coding region runs from base 622 to 1455 and encodes 277 amino acids.